This is a messenger RNA of Salvelinus sp. IW2-2015, 1776 nucleotides long. NCBI's taxonomy places the organism in Eukaryota, Metazoa, Chordata, Actinopteri, Salmoniformes, Salmonidae. The record is from RefSeq and is a predicted model, not a curated record.
GCCCUGGUGUAGUUGCAAUCGAGGAGCAAUGGUGCUUGGAGUAUAUCUAGGCUUCGAUGUUUUGGGGAACUCAAUUUACCAUUUAGAACACAAGGAAAAUUAUAAAUUUCGGGGAAUAUGAACAAGGAGGCUAUUCCCUGUAGGACUGCUUCAUUGAAAUUCACUAUUGACAAUAUUCUUAAUCUGAAGCAAAACAACAAGAGCAAUUUAGACGCAUAUGAUGCAAAAGGACAGAGCGACACCAGGUGUACAAAUUAUUUUACACCCCGAUAUGAGGACUACGAUGUUCAGAGAAGUCAUGCGUCAGACUACACAACCCACGAAACAGCGCAAACAAACAGCGCCCACCACGAYGCAGCUUGUGUGCGUUCAGUCUGUGCGGAGGACGUCGACGCAACGAAGAUGAUUGACACUUGUCCAAGGACAGAGAGUACGAGCAGCUGCGACSACGUAUCUGAGCAACAUGAAGGAAACUCGAAAACCAACGCAAUGGCAAAGAAGAAAACACGCACUAUAUUCUCCAAGAGGCAGAUUUUUCAGCUGGAAUCUACCUUUGACAUGAAAAGAUACCUGAGCAGUGCAGAACGGGCAUGUCUGGCGAAUUCCUUACAACUUACCGAGACUCAAGUGAAAAUUUGGUUCCAGAAUCGCCGGAAUAAGUUGAAGCGACAGCUAUCCACCGACAUCGAAGGACCAGUUCCAGUCGACCACUUUUCAGAUUCYGGGAAAAAUKUGCAAUUACCAACUAUUUACAAAGAUCGCAACAUAUUGGGUGGAUGUUUACUACCAAUGCCUUUCCCUGUUAUGUAUCCAGGAAACAGCGCGCCUUACAUUUAUUUCUCAAACGCUGGUAAAUAUUUUAGCAUUUUCGAUGCAGACGGUUGACUUUUAGGGACGUAGCCAACUCUGGAAAGCGCUACCCAGUCGACAUCCAUGCCAGUCAAAAUCGUUUGGAAUUAGAGCGCCAACUGACACGCGUUAGUAAUGUUUUUAUWAUUUUUUAACUUCAUUUUCAAGGAUGUUAAUACAAAUGAAGCAUCACUGAAUAUGCCCACUUUUUUCAGUGUACACACAUAUUAAUAGGCCUUUCAGUUUAUGGUAGCUCUCGUGACAUUUGCGUCAUUGACCAAAGCACGACAUGCAUGUGCCAAGUUUAGUCCUUCACAAUUGCAAAACAUUUAGUUAGUACAACGUUAUAUGGUUUCGAGUUGAAUUAAAGAAUUUGGCACAAGGGGAGCCUAUAUUGUCGAGAUAGCCUACACGUUAGUAUUAUUUUAUAUUAUUAUAAAGCAUUAUCAUUAUUUUUCAUAUUCUUCACACAGUUAUUUCGUCUAUGAAUACACACCAUACCAAAGUAGGAUCUAUGCAUGAACUAUUGGACUUUGAUCCAUAUUAUUUUGUACAUUAAUGGCAUUUGAAUGAAUGUAUGUUUAUGCUUUGCUUGGUAUUUGAUGUUUGAACCAUUGCUUCACUUUAUUAGACCAACGUUAUUAUCAGCACCGUUAGUUGUUACUUGCUUCCUAUAGUUCCAUAUAAGAUUUUCUUACUAUUAUAGCUAUACUMUGUCUUGAAUUGUUGACAUAUCUUUCUCUCUGUGAAGUCGUAUUAGCGUUUAAUUUAUAUGGCCUUACCUUUGCAGUUCCAUGUUCAUUUGAAAUACAGUAUUUGUCUAAAACUAUUUCAUCUUAUUAUCUAAAAGCAUUUCAAAUGACAGAUUAUAAAGCUGUUGACUUAUAUCAUGAAGAUGAUAAUAUGCAAUAAAAAUGUUGUAACGUU